UCGCACGCAGUUGCAUGCUGCUAAGCGCGAAACAAAGAUGGCCGAUGAAGAGGCAGUAGAAACUUCUCCUGGAAUUCUGCAGGAAAUUUUCACAUCUCCGCUAAAUUUGAGUUUAUUAUGCCUUUGCUUAUUUCUGUUGUACAAAAUCUUUCGCGGAGACCAACCACCAGAUUUCGGCGAGAUCGAGGAACCUUUGCCGAAAUUAAAAAAACGAGAUUUCACAUUGUCAGAGUUAAAACAAUAUGAUGGAUUGGAAAACCCAAGAAUUCUCAUGGCUGUGAAUAUGAAAGUGUUUGAUGUAACGAGAGGAAAGAAGUUCUACGGACCAGAGGGGCCGUAUGGUGUGUUUGCUGGCCGGGAUGCAUCUCGAGGUUUGGCCACCUUUAACCUGGAGAAGGAGGCGCUGAAAGACGUCCACGACGACUUAUCCGACCUGAACAGCAUGCAGCAGGAGAGCCUAAGCGAAUGGGAGGGCCAAUUUACCCAGAAGUACGACUACGUGGGCAAGCUUCUGAAGCCAGGGGAGGAGCCGACCGAAUACACAGAUGACGAAGAGGUCAAGGAUAAGAAGAAGGAUUGAACAAUAACAGUUCCAUUCACUGCACGUGUAACAUCUAUUUCAUGACCAAACUAAAUGUGUGAGCCUAACUUGUUUUUUGUUAUUUUUUUUUUUGUUUUUGUUUUUUAAGUAUGGCUCAUCUUUGUUGUAGUCUGUAGGCCAAUGAUAAUCUCUCACUACACCCUUUUCUCCCAACGCAUUCACUCGCAAACUAUGCUGUGUGCUGAGUUUGGGGAGCCCGAUCAGAGACUUCCUUCCCAGAGCUGCUAAUGGCUAACGCUAGCAAGGCCAUGGCUCUGCGUUGGUGCAGAUCCGUUCAUGUUGCUGCUUCCCACUGGCUCAUCUCUAAAGAAAUCGCACCAUAUCACAGUAGCAUCAGUAACUGAUGCUAAUUAUGCAGAAACAGGCUUUAAUAAAAAAAUUUAAAAAAAAAUGAUACAUUUAGAAUGUCACUACUACACUAUGUCCCAAUAGAGAGAGAUCUACGAAGCAUUGGUUUCAGACUAGGGGACUGCUGCACACUCUUGACAAUCUUAACAUUUGAACAGUACCAAUCAAGCACAGAUAAUCCCAGGCAUGAGGGGGGCUUCUUGGAGCUGUCAAAGUUAGAACAAUGCAAGCCUCUGUAAUCUGCAUGUCUAACACAUUCGUUUACAUUUAACAGCGGAUACCAUAUAGUCCAAAUACAUGGAUUAGAUGUAGUCUCUAUCGACUGCAUGAUAUAUUGGAUAGCUUAAUCUCUCUUUCAUGCCUGUUAAAGCAUUACAUUGGAUUGCUCUAGGCUGUGGAAUAUUUACUUUUUGGACCGACUAUACACUGCCCCCCAAUCCCCCUGCAUAAUGAAAGGUGUCCUGAGACGAGAGCCCCAGCUGCCUUAAUAACCUCAUCCUCUCUCAUUUAUAGCCUUGUGCGUUCAUCUGUCUGUCUGUCUGUCUGUCAGUCAGUCAGUUAUAUCGCCAUUCCAAGCACUGGACCAAUUAUCUCUGCUUAUAAACACCUCUUGCCUUUUUAUCAAAGACUGUUUUGCAUUAUGGAUUACAUAUUCAUUGGGCACCUCUCGUGAUCAUUUUUUUCUUCAGUUAUUUGGAUGGGUAGGGAUCUGGCUUAUGUCUUUAACCAUAGUCAAACCUAUGUACGGACAUCAAUAUACUGUACGUGUACUACAAAUAAUAUUUUCAUGGGUAAAAUGUUUUAUCAAGUCAUAAUUGACUGAAUCUUAACAUUCCAUUGGAGAGUUGUGUGUGCGUGUGUGUGUGCGUGUGUGUGCGUGUGUGUGUGUGUGUGUGUGUGCAUGCGCGUGCAUGCGUGCGUGUGUGUGCGUGCUUACUGAUUUUUCUGGUGCCGAUUGAAUCUGCUUCCAUGCUGGAGGUGUACAACAUUAAACAAUUUAAAGUGAAGAA
This is a messenger RNA of Sardina pilchardus (European sardine), 1959 nucleotides long. RefSeq names its product progesterone receptor membrane component 1 (gene pgrmc1). Bases 38 to 580 code for a protein of 180 amino acids. The transcript has 3 exons. The record is from RefSeq and is a predicted model, not a curated record. Lineage: Eukaryota; Metazoa; Chordata; Actinopteri; Clupeiformes; Clupeidae. Gene Ontology annotation, cellular component: membrane; endoplasmic reticulum; endomembrane system.